AUGUCCGGCAGCGAGCCACGGAGUACGGAGUAUACCCCAAAGCCUUGGAUGAACCAGGGCGAUAUUCUAGCAAAGACAUGUCUCACCUACAGAUUUGAAGCAUCGUACAACACCCAACCCCAAACACAGUUCACCGGGGUUGAACACAGCCAAUACGAUGUUACGCAACCCAGCGAGGCCGUUCGUAAAUGCCAUCUAGCCUAA
Molecule: messenger RNA, 204 nt
Organism: Penicillium samsonianum
Lineage: Eukaryota; Fungi; Ascomycota; Eurotiomycetes; Eurotiales; Aspergillaceae
Exons: 1
Coding region: 1-204 (67 amino acids)
Source: RefSeq, a predicted model, not a curated record